This is a messenger RNA of Lachancea sp. 'fantastica', 477 nucleotides long. Lineage: Eukaryota; Fungi; Ascomycota; Saccharomycetes; Saccharomycetales; Saccharomycetaceae. The record is from the annotation of a GenBank genome assembly.
AUGUCGGCAGAUCAUACCAGAGAUCCAUGCCCCGUGGUCAUUUUGAGUGACUUCGGUGGUGCUUUCGCCAUGGGUGUCAUUGGUGGGUGCGUAUGGCACGGUAUCAAAGGUUUCAGAAACUCGCCCAUGGGAGAACGCCACCUCGGUGCCGUCAGUGCCAUCAAAGCCAGAGCUCCUGUGGUGGGUGGCAAUUUCGGUGUAUGGGGUGGUCUUUUUUCCACAUUCGACUGCGCUGUGAAGGCUGUGCGUAAGAGAGAAGAUCCCUGGAAUGCCAUCAUAGCCGGUUUGUUCACCGGUGGAUCCUUGGCCGUCAGAGGCGGCUGGAGACACACUAGAAACAGUGCUAUCAUGUGUGGCUGUCUAUUGGGUGUCAUGGAAGGUGUGGGUCUCAUGUUCCAAAGAUACGCCGCCUGGCAGGCCAAGCCAAUGGCCCCACCUUUGCCCGAGCCUCAGCCGGCUCAGGCUUUGGGUGCCUAA